ACAUGAUCGACACUCCGCGACUCAUCUCCCAUCCAAUUUGAUCCGGAUCCUUCGGAGGGGUUGUUGCAACCACCACCCCCCAACUCACACCAUGUAUCACCUCGCCAAGUCGCUGUACAUGUACGCUACGAGUAAAGAGGAAUACUCCGUCCUCCUCCUCGGCCUCGACAACGCCGGCAAAACCACCCUCCUCUCCCAGAUCAAGGCCCUCUACCAGCCCCCGCGCGCCGAUGGCAGCCUCCCGGCCUCGCUCCUCCCCGCCAGCAUCGGCAAGACCGUCCCCACCGUCGGCCAGAACGUCGCCACCAUCUCGCUGCCGGACAUGUACCUGAAGAUCUGGGACGUGGGCGGCCAGAUCUCCAUGCGCAACCUCUGGCAGAGCUACUACGCCAGCUGCCACGCCAUCAUCUUCGUCGUCGACAGCGCCGACGUCGGCCAGGACCCGGACAUCACGCGGCUCCCGCAGCGGCGGCGCGCGAGCGGGGGCGUUGCCGCUGUUGGCGAUGACGGCAGCAAGACGGCAGCUGCAGCUGCAGACGAGGAGGACGAGGACGAGGCCGAGGAUGAGGAGGGCGGCGACCUCGGAUCCACCUCCCCGACGAACGUGACCUUCACGGCCGAGAAUGUCGGGAUCAACGCCCCCGGGAGCGACUUCGGGCGGCUGGACGAGUGCCGGCAGGUGCUGGAGUCGGUGCUGAAGCACGCGGACGUCGCCGGGGUGCCCAUCCUGGUGCUGGCCAACAAGCAGGACCGCGAGGACUCGGUCGAGGUCGUCCGCAUCAAGGAAGGGUUCGUGCGCAAGGUCUUCGAGGGCGAGUCCGGGGCGGGCGUGCGCGACAGCCGCGUGCUGCCGGUGAGUGCGCUGAUGGGGUCCGGCGUGCAGGAGGCGGUGGAGUGGGUGCAGAGUCGCGUCAAGUGGAAUAAGGAGGGGCGGCCGCCGGUGAUGCGGUGAUUGUCUUCUCUCUGGAGGGGCUCGAUCAUUAUGCUGCCCUCAAACUAUAAUCCGCACCUCCGGCUGGGAAUUCCCGCCCUUGGAAAUAUUUUUGUCUUGUCGUUCGGCGUCGGGGGAGCAUCGUGUUUAUGCAAAGAUACCUAUUCUGAUUGAAAUGAUUCUGCUUUUGUGUGAUUCUUGAUGAUACCUGUUAAAGUUCCCAUGUGCACAGAUAGCCAGCCACCUUAUUGCAUCGGUCAAUAGAACUAGAUACAAGAAGAAAUAGACCUGUGGAAGGUUGUAAG
Messenger RNA from Aspergillus aculeatinus CBS 121060, 1236 nucleotides. Its product is annotated as ADP-ribosylation factor family protein. The coding region runs from base 92 to 952 and encodes 286 amino acids. NCBI's taxonomy places the organism in Eukaryota, Fungi, Ascomycota, Eurotiomycetes, Eurotiales, Aspergillaceae. The record is from RefSeq and is a predicted model, not a curated record. Gene Ontology annotation, biological process: intracellular protein transport; protein localization to organelle; Golgi to plasma membrane protein transport. Gene Ontology annotation, cellular component: Golgi apparatus. The transcript is spliced from 2 exons. Gene Ontology annotation, molecular function: GTPase activity; GTP binding.